ACAGAGGAUUACUGGAGGAAACUGAAGCUACCACCUUCAGCUGCGUUUAAACCCGCGCUUCCUUACGGAUGACGUGUAGCAGAGAUGUUUAAGGACUUCCCUAUGAAUGUGCUUUCUCUUCUGGAGGCUUUACUCUCCAUAGAUCCUGAGCAGAGAGGCUCUGCAGCUAUAGUUCUUGAGACUGAGGAGCUGGUUUUUAACUUUAUGUUAGAUACCACUAUCUUUACUUUUGUGUGAUUUGAUGAUAACACAUGGUUAUUGUGGAGCAGUACUUCAGAACGGAGCCGUUUGCUUGUGAUCCAUCUUCUCUACCAGAAUAUCCUCCAAGCAAAGAGAUUGAUGCUAAGAUUCGAGAUGAAGCAAAGAGGCAACAAAGGUCGGCACAGGAGAAGAAAGACUCACUGACAAGACGAUCACACGAAAGAAAACUUAUCCCGCCGGUAAAAGCUAAUCCAUCACUCACAGCGGCUAUGGAGAAUCCUUAUCUAAGAAGAUGUGUUCCGGGUCAUUCAACAAGACAAAUGCAGAUCACAAAGGACAUGACCAUUAUAUUCUAGGGUUUUCAUUUAAUUUUUUGACACAUAAAGGAAGCAACUCUGUUGUUGUAGUUGUCUACGCAAUAUGAAGCCAGAAUUUUGUG
This is a messenger RNA of Brassica oleracea var. oleracea, 640 nucleotides long. Its product is annotated as probable serine/threonine-protein kinase At1g54610. The transcript has 2 exons. The record is from RefSeq and is a predicted model, not a curated record. The coding region runs from base 252 to 557 and encodes 101 amino acids. NCBI's taxonomy places the organism in Eukaryota, Viridiplantae, Streptophyta, Magnoliopsida, Brassicales, Brassicaceae.